AUGUCGACAAUUAAAAAAGCAGUUGAUCUUUCAAGAGCAAAGGUUAUCAAAACUACACCUUUAGACAACACCAAUUCUAAGUUUAUAUCUCUUAGUAAGUUGGAUUAUAUUGGUGCCGAUGGUAAGGCACGGGAUUGGGAGAUGGCUGCACGUACAACAAGACCAAAGGGAAAAGAUAUUGAUGGCGUUGGUAUUCUUGCAAUUACAAAGCCACACAAAGCGGGAGAAAUUCCACACAUCAUUCUUCAGAAACAGUUCAGACCACCUGUGGAAGGAGUAUGCAUUGAGAUGCCUGCUGGACUUUUGGAUCCAAACGAAACUGUUGAGCAAUGUGCAUUAAGAGAAUUGAAAGAGGAAACGGGUUUGAUUGCUACCAUUAAAUCAGUUUCUCCAAAGAUUUUCAACGAUCCAGGGUUUACUAAUACGAACACUGUGAUUAUCACAGUAGAAGUGGAUAUGUCAUUGGAUGAAAAUAUCCACCCAGUCACCCACUUAGAGGAGAAUGAGUUCAUUGAAACUUUCCAGGUGCCUCUUGAUAGGUUUUAUGAAACUCUGGUUGAUCUGGAGCAAAGUGGCUUUAGAAUUGAUGCAAGGGUUCAAAAUGUUGCUGAAGGUAUGAAACUAUAUAAAACAUUGGGUUUAUGA
Messenger RNA from Brettanomyces bruxellensis, 645 nucleotides. RefSeq lists its product as uncharacterized. Gene Ontology annotation, biological process: nucleoside phosphate metabolic process; ribose phosphate metabolic process. The transcript has a single exon. NCBI's taxonomy places the organism in Eukaryota, Fungi, Ascomycota, Pichiomycetes, Pichiales, Pichiaceae. The record is from RefSeq and is a predicted model, not a curated record. Gene Ontology annotation, molecular function: ADP-ribose diphosphatase activity. Bases 1 to 645 code for a protein of 214 amino acids. Gene Ontology annotation, cellular component: nucleus; cytosol.